Molecule: messenger RNA, 6100 nt
Organism: Ixodes scapularis (black-legged tick)
Lineage: Eukaryota; Metazoa; Arthropoda; Arachnida; Ixodida; Ixodidae
Product: sodium-independent sulfate anion transporter
Exons: 19
Coding region: 969-2999 (676 amino acids)
Biological process (GO): transmembrane transport
Cellular component (GO): membrane
Molecular function (GO): sulfate transmembrane transporter activity
Source: RefSeq, a predicted model, not a curated record
AAUCGUUCCCUCUCCGUUUAGCGGUGCUGACGUCUGACCCUGACUACUCGCAUCGCUUGGCUUGCCGAUAGCUCCGCGCGCGCGUCAAGGCGCACUUCAGAAAUCGCGAAGAAAGGGGAGCAGCGUAAAGAGGGCGAGGGAGUUCAAAGUGGAGAGAGCUCUAAGAGGGUGUAUCCUUUUUUCUUCGUUUUGACGCCAAGAAGCCGCAUUUCAGAAGCGAUUGCCUUCCCAGCAGGAACGGAUGCGAGUUUUCGCUUUUCUGCACGCGCUCUCGGUCCAAGUGUCCCCAAAAACACUCCUACCAGGAACUGGCUCGCCCGGCGCGUGGGAUUCCCUGGUGUCCCAUAUCAUCGAGGUUUUGCGGCUUUGACUUUGACUUUGUGCCGCGUUUCCGCCUGGAAAUUCGUCUGCUCCAGUCUCGCGCGCGCGCUAGCGCUCUUCAGUCGUCUGCUUUGCCUGCGAGGUGUCCCCGGACUUCCGCCACGGCUGCUGGUUCGACAGCGUUCCUGGAUCGUCUUGACCACGAACGAACCCUGGCUUCGGCUUUGUCGUUGAACAAAACGUUGGCCAUCCGCUUUCUCAGCCGCGGUUCGCACCCCAACCACAAGAACUGUCGGGAGACGCCGGCCUCCAGGACUGGGUCCUCGCUCGUCAAGUACAUCUUCAGGAAGCCUCUUGGUCUCGAUUCUCGGGCGUUCCUGGAUCGUCUCGAUUGAGAACGGACGCCGACUACGGAUCUGUCUUUGAACUGAAUCUUGGUCGCCUGUUUUCUAAGCUGCACUUCGCGCCACAGCCAGAACCACCGUCGGCAAACUUGUUUCCUCGGUCCUCACUCGUCCAGCGCAUCUUAGAAACGGCUGUUGGACUUUGGACUGCAAAAGAACCGUCUUAAAGUGUGUUCAAGACACGGGUUCGUGAUAUUCGGAAGAGUGUUCCUGGGGUCUUUACGGAAGACAAAACUUUGAAGUAUGGUUCUUGCGGCUUCUUGUCGCAAGGUAUCGACAGAAAUCGAGCUGGAUCCUAUGGUAGCUGUGCGUGAUCCGGAAGCCGCCUUGAAGAUUCAGAAUGGACACGACCGCCUUAACGACGACUCGACCGACAACGAGGGGGCCAAUGAGUCAGAGGGGUUCACUUGUGGCGCCCUCUGUGGAACGGCGCGGGACCGCUGCUGCUCAGUGCGGCGGUGGAAAGACAGGGUGCCCAUUGUGAAAUGGCUGCCCAAGUACUCCCUGCUGGACCUCCACGGGGACUUUGUGGCCGGCAUGACUGUGGCCCUCACCGUCAUCCCCCAGGGACUGGCACUGGCGGACCUCGCAAAGCUCCCCAUAGAGUACGGCCUGUACACAGCAUUCAUGGGUGGCUUCAUGUACGCCAUCUUCGGGAGCUGUAAGGACCUGACGAUAGGACCGACGGCCAUCAUGUCCAUCAUGACUGCGGAGUAUGUGAAGCAUGGGGGACCAACGUACGCUGUCAUUCUAACCUUCCUCUCGGGCAUCAUCCAGAUACUAAUGGGAGUUCUCAACUUAGGUUUCAUUGUUGAAUUCAUAUCCGGUCCGGUGAUCAGCGGCUUCACCUCUGCGGCAGCCAUCACCAUCGCCAGCACGCAGCUGGAGUCACUGUUCGGCAUGAAGUUCGAGGGCGAACUGUUCUACGAGAUAGUGUACCAGUUUUUCACCCAUCUCCACACAGUAAAGUUGGGUGACUCUCUGCUUGGAGUGUCUUCUGUGAUCUUGCUUUUGGUAGUGAGGCACUUCAAGGACUGCAAGUUCAGUCAAGACUCGAGACUACCUCCGAGGGUCCGCAAGGUCAUCGAGACUGCCUGGUGGACGAUAGCCACUGCACGCAAUGCGAUAGUGGUCUUGGCGUGUGCCAUUCUGGCGUCGUGCCUCCUCAACAUUGGCAUGGAGCCCUUCGACCUCACCAAGGAAGUUCAGGGAGGUCUUCCCUCCUUUCGGGUGCCUGACUUCAGCGCCAAUUUCAACGGCACCAACUCCACAACCAUUCACAAGGACUUCUUCGACAUUGUCCAGGAGCUGGGUUCUGGCAUUCCUAUCAUUGCUUUGCUGUCGAUCUUGGAGUCUGUUGCAAUUGCAAAAGCAUUUGCCAAGGGCAAGACACUAGACUCCACGCAGGAAAUGAUGGCAAUAGGCAUAUGCAACCUGAUGGGGUCCUUCGUCAGCGCAUACCCCGGAACUGGAAGUUUCUCAAGGACAGCCAUUAACAACAACAGCGGCGUUCGAACACCAAUGGGAGGAGUUUUCACAGGUACCAUUGUGAUCAUGGCCCUGGUCUUCAUGGCACCCUACUUCAAGUUCAUCCCCAAGGCCUCCUUGGCGGCCAUCAUCAUCACCGCCGUCAUCUUCAUGAUACACUACCAGGACGUCCCCGGCAUGUGGCGCACAAACAAGAUCGACCUGUUCCCAUUCACCGCCACUUUCCUCGUGUCCUUUGUGCUUGGAUUGGAGUACGGCAUCAUCGCCGGCGUUGUCAUCUCCCUGGCUCUGCUGAUGUACGAACACGCCCGACCACGCAUCAGGAUCUCUCGCAAGACUACCCUCUCUGGUGUGCCGUACCUGCUGGUGUCCCCUGACCGCAGCGUGCUGUACCCAUCCUCGAUGUACACAAGCUCCAAGAUCACCAAGGCGCUUCCGGAAGCUCAAGAAGGGACGCCACGGUUUGUGGUCUACGACGGGGCACACAUUGGCAGCGCUGACUACACGACCGCCGUGGCAUUCAAGAGCUUGAGUGACAACUUCAGCAAACAACAGGCAACCCUCAUCUAUGUCAACCUAAAGCCGUCCGUUGCAGACGCCAUGAAGGGGGCGCUACCGACGGACUUUCAUCACUGCAAAUCCGAAAAGGAAUUGGACGCUCUUAUUGCAGCGUGCAUGCUACAGUGGAAAGGUGUGGUGAACGAAGUCGUCCGUGACCAGCACUCUGCAUCAGGCGACGCGUGGACUGAUCAGCGUCGGAAUUCGUCGUCUGCAAACGAUCCCUGAGAGGAAACGAAAAACGUUGAGAACACAGGAUCUGCGAAGUGGAACUGCCGAUGCGUCCGCUUCGAAACUUCCAAGGCAGUGGCAUCGAGCAAGUCGUCGUCCCUCAUUUGUCGUCUCUGCGAGGAACUUUUUUGUUACGCAACGUUUUAUUUAAGACUUCUUUUUUACGUUUGAGUGGUGGGUGCUGUUAUGUGACAGAUGAACUGUGGUGCUUUUUUUUAUUCCUCGUCGCGGCGUUCGACUACGACGCUUUGGCGACUCGGCGGCGUACUGAAUUUUUUUUCCACUGCUUCCCCGAGGUGUUGCAGAAUGUGACGGUGGGGCAAUUGAGUCGGCGGAAUCUUUUCUUUACAUGGCCUCUCUACGUGGCCUUUGGGCAUUGUCAUGGGGAUCUGCUCUUCGUUUGUGUGGAGACAGAAGUGUGCAACGCGUUUUGAAAGUGAGAUCGCCGGAAGUUAAUGCUUGAUUCUUUGGUAGGGCGACUAAGUUGCACAAGCAUCAGAUCUUCAAUGCCUUUCUGUCGUUGUUCGCCCAAGCGCACAAAAGUGGGACCGUAUUUUGGCAAAUGGCAACGACUGUUUGCGUUGCAAAUCGACGGCGGCGUUGGCUUCGUUCCGCUCGUCGUAGGACUGCUUCCACUGUCCACUAACUGCCGCUUGACUGCCUGAAGUUUAACAUUUAAACAUGUUAUGCCUUUUUUAGGCAUACAAUGCCAACAGUCUAGGAUGGGGGACCACUGUGGGGGCUUGCGCGUUCUUGCGUCUGUCGGUCCGGCCACUUGCAUUGUAAAUAGCGUUGUACAUAUAUUUAGUACAGACCGGUGCAUUGCUGUAGGAACUUUGGCAGUAUCAGCAUGGCUGUUAAAGUUUGUACCAAUUUUUUUUGUGCAUUUUUAUCGCUUUGAUGUUGCUGCUUUUGUGCUGGCACAUUGCAUGUAAGGCAACUAGCCUUGUAUGGGCACGAAGGACUUCCUUUUUGUUGGACCAGUGAACGAUAGCUUUGACUGUACGACAUGGUUCCAGAAGUCGCAUCAAUGUCGCCGGGCUGGCUCCUUGUUGUGGUGGCCUUUACGUGAGGUGAUGCAAAGCCUUAGUUGGAUUAGCUAACAUUUGCUCCGACUAAAGGCAAGGCCUGCAGGGAUGUUCUUAAGCAUGUUGCCCAACCAAAUGACUUGUGUGCAAUGUCGAAAGGAAGAAAACUAAUUCAAGAAUGGUGUGCCUUAGUUGAAUCGCCCAACCGUUGCUGCAAGUGUAGCUGCAAGCUGUAGUGCUAGUGAGGAUGUUCCCAAGCUGGGAGGUGAUCCAACCGAACUGUCUGCAAGACUGAACGGAAUGCCUUAGUAAUUGUAUCAGCUGACACUUGCAGGGGGUGUGAUGGUGCAUUUCUGACAGCCGAAACAAUGUGUGUAGGAAUGCGGUUCUCCAUCUGGAGGGCUUUCGAAACGGGUGCAGUUGGGUUAAUUGUUGUGCAAUGGAAUGCCUUAGCUGGAGCAACUAGUAGUUGCUUCAGUGUUACGGGUUGCUACAAGACAAGUGCUGAAACAUGUUGUGAAUGUCUGCUUACGCAGUCUUUGAGGGAGUUGAUGGGCAUUAACAUUCUAAACAUGUUAAUGUCUGGGUCGGCGUGUCUUGCAAAGUGAACUGUGAAUUUGCUUUUGUUUGUGCAAGUCGGGUGCUCGAAUGUGCCUAAUUGGAGCAGCGUAGGGAGUGUUCUAACAAAUGCCUCACUUGAACCAGCAGAGUGCUUGAUGACAGUUUUGUGUUCUGACUUUUGACAUUUGGGCAGCGAUUGUUUGCAGGCCCUGGUAUGAACUGUAUCAGAAGUAUUAUUUUCUGGCAAUUCUCUAUGUCGUCUGUCUGGUUAUGCACCAGCAGUCAAAACUGUUCUAGGGAAGCCUUUUGAAAUUUGCCAACAGUAUUAGUGGCAAGUUGUGGAUGAACUUGUGAGGAAGAAGUGUAAUGUUUCUGGCAAAGCGGCGGGACUACUUGUCAGUCUUUUUAGUUGGAGCAGCUAAGAGCGAUUUGAAGUGUACACUCGAGGAAGCUGUAAGAACAUAAGCUGCAAAUUCAAAGUUUCAUCUCUCAAGAGAAAGUAAUAUCACCCCUUCACCCCAAUGCUGCACUGAAAUUGCUCAAAUAUCAUAAGUCACUCCUGUUUUUUUGUUUGUUUUUUUGUCAUUUAUGAAGGGCAGCAUAUACUCAUAAUCGUCUUUGGUCUUCUGAAGGCCUUUUCUUUUGUUGUGUCUGAUCAGAUGGUCUUCUUUUUGCAUUUGUUAAGCCUUAGAAGUGCUGUUUGUCAUUUGCAUAGAUUUCUUGCUCAACAAUUGUUAAAUUUUGCCUAAAGUCUGAAUUUUUAAAUUUUUUCGUGAGUUGUGUUUGGAGUGUAACUGUGUGUUGAAUUUAGAUGGAUUUCAUUUCUAACUUUUUGUUUCUGCUUAGUUUUAAUGUCAGGUUUGUGUUUUUAGAGGCAUUGUAGUGUGGAAGAUUGGCAUUUUAUUGUAAAUGCUUUGAAACUGCUGUUUAAAAAUUUUGAACCAUGCUUUUCAUGAAGAGACGUUUCUGAAGCUAGGAGGAACGAUUCCAUGUUUUUGAGGAGCACAAAUAUCUGUGAAAGUAAAGCAUUCCUCCCAAAUACAGUAUAACGAUCUAAUGUAACUAUGCAAACGUCUUUAACCUUCUAACGUAAACAUAUACUUAAAUACACAUAUUUAAAAAAAAAAAUGCAUUUGUUAAUGCUGCAUUGACCUUUUUCUCUCUGCAGGUGUCUUAUUUCGCUCUCCAAUAGUAUCCUUUCAUCAUAAAAAAGAGACCUGACAUUAAUUCCUUGCUUGCUGACACAAUUGCAGCAACUGCAAUAUGUCAACAUUUUUUCGUUGGAGUUUGAAGGUUUUUGCGUCCAUUGCUUACAAGUGCAGUUUCCAGUAAUGAUCGAGGAACACGAGUGUUUUCUUUUUUGCGUUAUGAGUUGCCGUCAAAUAACUCCCGCUGAGUAUAUUGUUCUGCUAGUCAUAUUUCUCUGCGGCUUGCUUGUUAUUAUUCAGAAUUGUUUUAGUUAAAAUAAAACCAACAAACAAGGCAUAAUAAAUUGUUCUUGGAUCUAUA